Messenger RNA from Arabis nemorensis, 795 nucleotides. NCBI's taxonomy places the organism in Eukaryota, Viridiplantae, Streptophyta, Magnoliopsida, Brassicales, Brassicaceae. The record is from the annotation of a GenBank genome assembly.
AUGGUUCAGUGUAGCAACAAUCUUCUCGGAAUCCUCAAUUUCUUCACCUUCCUCCUCUCAAUCCCAAUUCUCUCCGCCGGGAUCUGGCUCGGGAAAAAUGCAGCCACCGAGUGUGAGCGUUUCCUCGACAAACCAAUCGUCGUUCUCGGAAUCUUCCUCAUGUUCGUCUCCAUUGCCGGACUCGUCGGAGCUUGUUGCCGUGUCUCUUGCCUCCUAUGGCUUUAUCUCUUCGCUAUGUUCCUCCUCAUACUCCUCGGUUUCUGCUUCACCAUCUUCGCUUUCGCCGUCACAAAUCGUGGCGCCGGAGAGGUUUUGUCUGAUCGAGGGUAUAGAGAGUAUCGCGUCGGCGAUUACUCAAAUUGGUUGCAGAAACGAGUCUCCAAUGUUAAGAAUUGGGAUCGGAUCAAGAGCUGUUUGAUUUACUCCGACGUGUGUUCCACUUUUAGCAGUCGCUACGCUUCCGUCACCGUUACCCAGUUUUACAAGACCAGCCUCAAUGCCCUUCAGUCUGGUUGCUGUAAGCCGUCCAACGACUGUAACUUCACGUAUAUUGGCCCAACUAAUUGGACAAAGACCGCUGGUCCAUACACAAACGAGGACUGUAACGUCUGGGACAACAAACCUGGAACUCUAUGCUACGACUGCCAAGCCUGCAAGGCCGGUCUCCUCGACAACAUCAGGAACUCGUGGAAAAAAGUCGCUCAGGUGAACAUUGUCUUCCUCGUAUUCCUUAUUAUCGUCUACUCUGUUGGUUGUUGCGCCUUUAGGAACAACAGGAAACGCAGUUGGUAUUAG